This is a messenger RNA of Chara braunii, 3087 nucleotides long. The record is from the annotation of a GenBank genome assembly. Lineage: Eukaryota; Viridiplantae; Streptophyta; Charophyceae; Charales; Characeae.
GUUUAGGGUUUAGGGCUUUGGUCACAGGAUGAGGGUCUGCAUGUGGGUUGUGUCGCCAUGAUAGCCUAACUUCACAUCUGGCAUGCAGAGAAUUCCCCCCAUCCCAGCCCCCCCUUAUACCCCCUUGCCCCCCUUUUUUUUAAAAUCAGAACUUACGGUCCAAAAUUCAAAUCAUCGUGGUAUAUCAGCAUCCGCUCAGGGUUUAGGGUUCAGGGUUUUUGCCGCAAAUUGGAGGUUCAAACCUUUAUGGGGGAUUGGUUAAGCGUCCUCAGGCCUUUUUUUCAAACUGGGCUGUACCCUUAUGUGUCAUGAAUGGGGAAGGUUGCUUUUUUUUUUUUUUUUUUUAGCAAAAAAAGGUUGCAGAAUCUCAACUUGUCCAGCUCCUGGAUCGCCAGGCAGAAGGAUGAGCGAAUGUUUCUUUUUUUUCCUUCUUUUUUUUCCCCAGUGAAUGGUAAUUGUCCUCAUCAGACCCUUUUUGUUUCCGUUAACUUGACCAAACCCCGAGCUCGACCAACUCAUCUGGUUCACAUGGUGGAUUUAAAGCAUAAACCUUAAACCCUGACCCCUAAACCAUGUUCCAAGCCAUGCACCAGCGUCAGGACAAAGAAGGAGAAGAAGGAAAACAAGACGACGACGACGAUGUCGAAGAAGAAGAGGACAAGGAAGAGGAGGAGGAGGAGGAGGAGGAGGAGGAGGAGGAGGAGGAGAAGGGAGAGGAGGAGGAGGAAGAGGAGGAGGAGGAGGAGGAGGAGGAGGAGGAGAAGCGGCUCUCUAGGCACCCUAUGGUUCGUUUGUCGUGGCAGCAGAGCUGUGGCAUUGACAGGUGGCGGCAGAGCGACGAAGCAUCGAGAGUCGGGUCUGGUCUGGUCUGGUCUGGUGUGGAUGGAGGAACCCAAACUGAAUCUGCCGGCGUUGUGUCAGUUGUGAUGAUGGAUGCAGAAAAGCCCCCCCCUACAACUCGGGAGGAGCGGAUAAAAGCAAGGCGCGCACGGAUUCAGGUCCGGAUUUUGGCAAAACAACAGGGCGAAGAUGGAGCAGCGCCAAAGAAGAAACAAGAAGAGGAGAAGAAGGACUUGGGGCUUGGCAAGAUGCAAAUGUUCGACAGCCUCAAGAAGCUGGCCAGACUACGGUCCUCCGGUUUCAUGGACGUUACCAGCAUCCGUCUUCAGGCUCACGAACGCGAGUGCACCCAUCGCAACAACGAGGCCACGCUUCGGCAUGAAAUGCGGUCCCGGCUGAUACAGGAGGCCGAAACAAGUGUUCAGGCCAACGCCAUUCUUGCGACUAACUGGUUGGACCUGUUCGAGGUGGAGGUCCCAGAGGAGCUGGCAGCGCAGAUCGGACUGCAGCUGCAGGCCUGUGGGGAGAUCCUCCAGGGUAAGGAAAAGCUCCAGGAAGAGAGUCGUUCGGAGUUGAAGAGCAAAGAUGAUGAGUAUGUCCGGACCCUCAAGACCCAGGCCAAGGAGAUAGAUCAACUCUUGGCUGCGGCGAGUGGUCAGUUCAAGGCUCUGGAGCGCGCAUUCCUCGCCGAACUGCAGGAAAUUGAGCUUGCGUUUCUGCAAGAAAGGCAAGACCUUUUGAACAAGAACAAGGCGGAGAUAGACGCGUUGUUCGAAAAGCGGCGACUGCUGGAAACCCAGUUCCAAGAGCUAAUGCUUCGCAAAGCCGACGAGUACGCGGAGAUCCUCGAGCAGCAGCGCAAGCAAGACGCGGAGGAGUACAACAUUCUGAAGAUCAGACUCGAGACGGAAAUCCAGAACCUUGAGCAGCACUUGGAGGUCAUGAGGGCCACUUACCAAUUGAACACGGAGAAGCUGGAGUACAACUACAGAGUCCUUGUCGAGCGAGACAUCGAGAACCAAGCUACGCUGAACCAGCAAAAGCGGAAGAUCGCCCGUCAAAGGGAUGUGCUGAGUGGGCUGAAGGCCAAGUAUACGGAGCAAGAAAGGAGGUAUCAGGACCAGAACAUGAGGCUGACCGAAGACUACAAACGGGUUACGGACCAAUACAAACAUCUCGAGAAGAAGUUCAAACACUUCCAGCUUGCAGAUCUAUUUAUAUACCAGGCAGUAUGGAUCAUGCAAGAAGAUUCGGUCGCCAUCCUUAUCCGUAAACUUCUUCAGGCGGACAAGGUUGUGACAGAGCAGCAGUUGGGGUGGCAGUGGAGACCUCCCAGCCAAGAGCUGUUCACCUCACCUGAGUUUGAGGCGGCAUAUUCGAGCGCACUGAAGAAAGCGAUGACUGGGUUCGGGGAUUCGAAAGAAGGUUCUAACAAGGGCAAGGAAGACGCCGAAGAGGAUCUGCCGUUGCUCAUGGAGGCGAUGGCGGACUCCAAGUACAAGCAACUGAUGAGAAUGCUCCACGAAGAAGUCGCCUACCUUGUCGACAACAAAGUCAAGCAGCUUCUGGCGUUAGUCGACUCGCCGAAAGAGCAGAAGAGCUUGAAGGUUGAGUCUAUCUUGCGAGCGUUGGGCAUCCAAGACCCAGCAGGAUUGGAGAGGCUCUGGCAGUUCCUGCAGGUGCCCGACGGCACACAGCCGUCUGUGAAUAUGUUUAUAGGGAACGACAGCGACCAGGAGUCGAAUGGCGAUGGAGGAGAGGACGAGAGCAAAGACCAAGGAGCUAGGGAGCAGGACGUGACACUCGUUCACCCCGACAAAUUGGCGGAAAGGCUGCGGCAGUUUGUAAUUUCUGAGCAUGAAAGUGGUAGGGGUUUACCGAUGCGGAGGAAACAUACUCACCUCACCAAGAGCCAGCUAGAAAUGGUGCGAUCGGAGCAGAUGGCAUACUGGGGUCGGCUGAUGAAUGUGAUUUCUCCUAGAGUUUUUCGUAUUUGGGGGGUGUUACAGAAAGCCCUUCUUGCGUACAACUGUCUGCUCAACCAGAGGUGGAGAUUAUUGCAAGAGGCAAAGUCAUUGAAGCAAGAAAACACGAACCUGAAGAUGCAGUUGAAAAAGCACCUCUCAUCAAAGAUUAUGGAAGACUUGCUCAUUCCUCCCAUUCCACAGCGUCUGCCACGAUAGCACCAAACACAAAUGGACAAGCGAAAUCAGAGGAUCAGUCUCCUCUAGACACCCAUCCGGACCC